AUGGAGAAAGUAAACUUUUUGAUAGCUUUCCUGGGAUUAUUACUGGCGAUUUCGUAUCAUGUCUACGGAGCUCGAAUAUCUGUUAUAAAUGAAGAAAAAUUAUCUAAAGGGGGUCAAUGCGACCCCCAUGUGAACCCAUUCAAAACGACUUUCAUCCCUCAUCCCAGUGAUUGCUCCAAAUUCUUCAUGUGCCAAUUUGGCAGGAGCCAUGAAACCAAGUGCCCUGUUGGACUGCAUUUUAAUAUAGAGUCAUCCAAAUGUGAUUACCCCGCGCUUGCUAAAUGUAAAUUGAUCCCCAGCGGUUCAGCUGCACCACCAAUAUGUCCGAUGUUUGGUUUUGAAACGAAAGGAAUCCCGAAGAUUUGUUCAAAAUACAUUGAAUGUGUUCAUGGCCGCCCUUAUGUGAGAUCUUGUCCUGCGUCUCUUUUCUGGAGUGAAACGGGAAAACGUUGUGAUUACGCUCACAAAUCAGAGUGCAUGAAGGGCAACAGUGUGGUAUCACCCGGAGGAGACGAAAAUGAAGUGACUUAUACUCCCGAUUGUCCACAUGUGCUUGAUAAGGACUCAUUUGUUGCACAUCCAAGUGAUUGCACCAAAUACUUCCAAUGCUGGAAUGGAAAUGCUUUUGUUAGGCACUGCCCCUCAGGACUUCAUUGGAACGCUGUAACCAAUCGUUGUGACUGGCCUUUCAGAGCUAAUUGUUCGGAAACUACAUCAACAACUACAGCAACCGAACCUACUGACAAUCCUACAACUGAGUCGACUGGAUCACCUGUAAUAGAUACCACACAAGAACCCGGUGAAGAAACGACAACUGAUUCAUCAACCACUGAAAUAUCAACUUCUCCUCCUAAGCCACCAGCAACCGACGCUCCAGGAACUGAAACACCAGGAUCAGAGGCACCGGGAACUGAAACAACAGAAGAACCAGGAGUUGAUGCACCAGGAAUUGGGGAACCAGAAACUGAAGCACCAGAAACUGAAGCACCAGAAACAGAAACACCGGAGACUGAAGCACCAGAAACUGAAGCACCUGGAACAGAAGCCCCAGAAACAGAAGUACCAGGAACUGAAACUGAAAUACCCGGAACUGAAGCCACAGAAACAGAAGAACCAGAAACUGAAACACCUGAAACCGAAAGACCAGGAACUGCAGCACCUGGAACUGAAGCCCCAGAAACUGAAGCACCAGAAACGGAAGUAUCAGUACCUGAAGUACCAGCAACAGAACUACCAGAAACUGAAGCACCAGAAACUGAAGCACCAGGAACAGAUGCACCAGCAACUGAGGUUCCUACCUCGACAACUGACCCACGAAUAAACGUUUCUAUCCCUACCUUUUCAACUUCCCCUCCGCUUUCACAUCAAACAAACAGUCUCCUAAAAGCUCCACAA
Molecule: messenger RNA, 1395 nt
Organism: Hermetia illucens (black soldier fly)
Lineage: Eukaryota; Metazoa; Arthropoda; Insecta; Diptera; Stratiomyidae
Product: mucin-5B-like
Exons: 3
Cellular component (GO): extracellular region
Molecular function (GO): chitin binding
Source: RefSeq, a predicted model, not a curated record